AUGAAAUCACUUCUCAAAGUAUCACCACCUCCUCCACCAGCAAGUACUAAACCACCGUUAUCUUGUCAAUCACCAAGCACCACCACACCAACCCAUUUAAUCCCUUCGAAUCAUGAUAUUAAUAGGAUGAUGAUACAAGUCAUGUCUUCACCAGUGAUGGCUCAUCAUCAAUUGUCCUCUCCUCCCAAUAAUGAAACUCAUCAUGAAGAAUCUCACCAUUUCACAACGACGACGACAAGCACAUUGGAAAGUAAUAACACGACGACGACAAGCACAUUGCAACAACAACACACAACCAACUCUUCAUCCACUGACUAUUCUCAUCAUCCUAUUAUUGAACAAACCAAUCAUGAUCCUUUGAUCAUUCACAACUCAUUAAAUUCCACGAAUGAUCAUCAUGCUACUGUGGACCAUAACAACAAUCAUGAAUUACAUUCUCCUUCAACACCUCUCUGUAUCACUUCUGAAAUGAGUAGUUCAUGUGGAAUGCAUUUCAUGACCACCAUUACAACCAGUAGUAGUGGUGGUGGUGGUGAUGUUAACCUACAUCAAGACUCGACAAAUGUUCUGUUACACGUUUCACAUCAUGAUGAUGACGAGGGUGAGGAGAACAACCACUCUUCCACAUUAAAUCCAACAGUCGAGAUCACCUCAGUGGUUGGUUCAAGCACUUCCUCUCAUGGAAUUAUUGAUGAUUUACACGGUCAUUGGACCAAUACGGCAACGACAACGACUAUGAGUCCAGCUGCUACCCACGAGAGUUCUUCUUCUUUAUUUGGUUCCUCGACUGAAAUUUCUUCAUGGAGUCUUCCGAAUAGUCAACAACAACAACAAUUACUCUUGACAUCACAGCACACGACUACGACAUUGACACCUCUUCAAAUUAGUCCUCGAAUGCUACAUUUACAACACGCUCAUUUAGUAGAUACUAUGGAUGCUGUGAGUUGUGAUAGCAAUUGUAGUAGUCCAAUCACAUCGAGCUCCACAUGUUCUUCUCCUGCUUCAUCAUACAGUCCCAUUCCUCUUCAUUGGAAUAGCACCACACUGUCAACAACAACACAGAAUCACUCUUCGUCAUCAUCUUCUACACCACCUAUCAUUGAUCCAAAAGUCAUGUAUGCCAAUUAUAUGAAUCCAGAAGCAACCGAUUCUAAAUCCUUACUCUUACAAUAUUGUGUACUUGGAAUGGAACAAGAAUUUAAACAAUUACUUUUGAGAGAAAUUCAUGCGACAAGAACACGAGAGUAUGCAACGACAACUACCUCUUCAUCACCUCACCAUCAACAUGAUCAUCUCAACUUUUCAACAACCACUGUCCCACACCCAUCCACAACUGAUACUACAACUGCUACAACUGCUACGUCUACAACUACUGCUACUACCACUGAUACUACUACUGCUACCACAACAACAACUGAUGAAACCAUUGAAGAAAUAUCAACUCCAACUCCAACACCACCACCAUCAAACAUGACCACAAAUGAGACUCAUGAAUCAUCAUCAUCUCCUUCACAACAAUUAUUGAAUCAACAAGAAACAAGUGAGCAAGAACCAUUCAAUACAACAUCAACCACCAUUCAUGAAGAAUCAACAACAUCACCUCAACUCAUUCUCACUCAAUCCAAAGUAUUAACUUCACUCUUCACAUAUCAUGAUCAUGACAAGUGUACUCUCUUUCAUUUAGCCUCUAAAUUCAAUCAAGUACAUUUAUUGGAAUUCAUGUAUGAAAUGGUACCUUCCAUGAUUUUCAUGAAAGAUUCCAAACAAGCUCAUCCUCUUUUUUAUGCAGUCUCCAAUGAUGCAAAAGAAAGUGUUGCUUUUUUAUGUAAUGCAGUGAGUGUGACAUUGAACAAUGAUCAAUUAUUGGUACCAAUUUCAAAAUAUGUGAAUGAUUUGGAUAUGUAUGGAGGUUGUUGUUUAUAUUUGGCAUUACAGAAAUCGUAUUUUGAAUUGGCUGAUUUAUUGUUAUUGUUUGGAGCUAAUAUUGAUAUCAGUUUCAAGACUGGUGAGACCAUGUUGCAUAGAGCCAUUACAGAGAGAAGAUUGGAUAUUGUGGAAUAUUUAUGUAAGAAGGGAGCAAAUUUAUUGAAACAAAAUCAAAAUAAUGAAAAUCCACUCUUCAAUGUGUUUGUACAUCAAAAGAAAAAACUUUCCGAUCUCAAUGAAAAAACAGUGAAUGGCUUCUUCACCACCAAUAAUGCCAACUUUUGCAAAAACGGAGCUCAAUUUUUACAAAAUCUUCUCAAAAGUGAUUGUUUCUCUUCUGAAGUGAUUAUGAAAGGUUUAAAACAAAAGAAUUCACAUGGACGAACCAUGUUCCAAGAAUGUAUUGUGAAAGGAGAUUUACCAAGUUUUAAAGUAUUAUUGGCUUAUUUAACAACACGACAAAGCUCUGAAACACUUUCAUGGUUUGUGAAUGAUGUUGAAAAUCAAAAGAAUAGAACUGCACUUCACUUGUCAGUCGUUUACAAACAAUUUCACAUGUUCAAAAUGUUGGUAGAAUCUAUUCCUGGAAUUGCCAAGUUAGAUGCUGUAGAUAGUGAUGGUAAAACAGCAUUAGAUAUUGCCAAAGACACCAAUCAGGAGAAUGUUGUGGAAUUAUUUAAUGAAAUGGCAGAAUUACAAAAACCAAAAAAGAAGAAGGGAUUUGGAUUGAAAUCUCUUUUUAGUAGAAACAAAUCAAAAACCAAAUAA
Molecule: messenger RNA, 2694 nt
Organism: Naegleria lovaniensis
Lineage: Eukaryota; Heterolobosea; Eutetramitea; Acrasida; Naegleriidae
Exons: 2
Coding region: 1-2694 (897 amino acids)
Biological process (GO): protein localization to ciliary inversin compartment
Cellular component (GO): ciliary inversin compartment
Molecular function (GO): protein binding
Source: RefSeq, a predicted model, not a curated record